Hibiscus syriacus is the source of this 1080-nucleotide messenger RNA. RefSeq names its product putative disease resistance protein At3g14460. The coding region runs from base 1 to 1080 and encodes 359 amino acids. The record is from RefSeq and is a predicted model, not a curated record. The transcript has a single exon. Lineage: Eukaryota; Viridiplantae; Streptophyta; Magnoliopsida; Malvales; Malvaceae.
AUGCAAAUCAAAGAGUGCCGGUCCAUAGUUUCGUUUUCGAUGAACAACUUGCCCCCGACUCUAAAGAGGUUAGUGAUUAUAGAUUGCUCGAAUUUACGGUGUUUAGUGGAUCAAGGAGAAAAUACCAGCAUCAGUAGUACAUGUUCCCUUGAACACUUGGAAAUCAUGGUCUGUCCUCUUUUAGUAUCUUUAUCAUUGCCCAUUAGGCUCCAAAAUCUCCUGGUUGCAAAUUGCUCGAGGCUUGCUUCCUUAUCAUCGAGUGGCGAGUUACCCUCGGGCCUUAAACAGCUUUCGGUUAAGGACUGCCUUGGACUGGAAUCCAUUGUGCAAGCAAUCCAUGAAACAUCUUCUCUUGAACUACUUGAAAUCUGUAGGUGUGGGAACCUUAAAUCUUUACCUCAAGGGUUAAACAAGCUCAGCAAUGUUAAGAAGAUCAAUAUUUUGCUGUGCCGAAAUUUGGUUUCUUUGACCGCGAGUGGUUUGCCUACCAGAAAGCUCGAAUCCCUUCGGAUUAGUGACUGCCAAAGUUUAGCAGACCUUCCCAACAUGCAUAAACUCACUGCUCUGAAGAAACUGUCACUGUUUGAUUGCUCACCUGACUUUCCAUUUACAGAACAAGGUCUUCCUACAUCUCUAACAUCGAUUUCGGUCACGCUGCCUAAAUUUUGUCACUCGCUGCUUAAAUGGGGACUGCAUAAACUUACUUCCCUUAAAGAACUCUUCAUUGAUGGCCAGCAAUGUCCACAUGUGGUGACAUUUCCACCAGAAGGAUGUGUGCUGCCUCCCACUCUCACUAGUAUCACCGUGAUCAACUUCGGAAACCUGAGAAGCUUAUUGACGAUGGGGUUUCGAAAUGUCGGCUGUCUUCGAGAACUGUGGCUGCUCGAUUGCCCCGAAAUCGAAUCUCUGCCAGAAAAAGAUGUGCUUCUUUCAGUUCGGAAGCUAUAUAUUCGAAGGUGUCAUAUAUCGCUACUAGGCCAGCUGAUAAUGAAUCAGGGACCAGAGUGGUUGAAGAUAUCCCAUAUGCCUGAAGUUAUAGUUGAUCGUCAAAGCAUCAUUCCAAAGGCAACUUGGGAAUAG